Molecule: messenger RNA, 4645 nt
Organism: Aptenodytes forsteri (emperor penguin)
Lineage: Eukaryota; Metazoa; Chordata; Aves; Sphenisciformes; Spheniscidae
Gene: CDC14B
Product: cell division cycle 14B
Exons: 14
Coding region: 1-1413 (470 amino acids)
Biological process (GO): positive regulation of cytokinesis; regulation of exit from mitosis; protein dephosphorylation
Cellular component (GO): mitotic spindle; centrosome; spindle pole
Molecular function (GO): protein serine/threonine phosphatase activity; protein tyrosine/serine/threonine phosphatase activity
Source: RefSeq, a predicted model, not a curated record
AUGGGAAGUGCCUGUGUUCGGUGUGAGCGCCCUUCGCCCUUUAGUUUAACCUUUAAAUUUUCUUGCAUUUCAGAUCGCCUUUAUUUUGCAAUUCUCUGCCAAAAACCAAAGAGUGGAGCCACAAAUACCCAUUAUUUCUGCAUAGAUGAUGAACUUGUAUAUGAGAACUUCUAUGCAGACUUUGGACCACUCAAUCUGGCAAUGGUCUACAGAUACUGCUGCAAGCUAAAUAAGAAAUUAAAGUCAUUUUCAUUGAUAAGGAAGAAAAUAAUUCAUUAUACUGGCUUUGAUCAGAAAAAACAAGCAAAUGCUGCAUUCCUCAUAGGUUCCUACGCAAUAAUAUACCUGAGAGAAUCCCCAGAAGAUGUGUACAGGCUUAUAUUGGCUGGAAGCGUUUCGUAUCUUCCUUUCAGGGAUGCUUCCUUUGGUACUUGCAGUUUUCAUCUGACAUUGCUGGACUGUUUUCAUGCAAUAAACAAGGCUUUGCUAUAUGGUUUCCUGGAUUUCAAUACAUUUGAUGUAAAUGAAUAUGAGCAUUAUGAAAGAGCAGAAAAUGGAGAUUUUAACUGGAUAAUACCAAACAAAUUCAUUGCCUUCAGUGGACCUCAUUCAAGAAGUAAAAUUGAAAAUGGCUAUCCCCACCAUGCUCCAGAGGCUUAUUUCCCAUACUUCAGGAAACAUAAGGUCACCACUAUAAUACGCCUCAACAAAAAGCUUUAUGAUGCCAAACGAUUUACAGAUGCUGGAUUUGAGCAUUUUGACCUCUUCUUUGCUGAUGGAAGCACACCUAGUGAUACUAUAGUUAAAACAUUUCUAAAUAUUUGUGAAAAUGCUGAAGGUGUUAUAGCCGUUCAUUGCAAAGCUGGUCUUGGACGAACUGGCACACUUAUUGCCUGUUAUAUCAUGAAGCAUUAUCGGAUGACAGCUGCUGAAACUAUUGCCUGGAUUAGAAUAAAUAGACCUGGUUCAGUUAUUGGACCACAACAACACUUCCUGAUGGACAAACAGGCAGAACUUUGGACAGAAGGAGAUAUUUUCCGUGCAAAGUUGAAAGGAAGCCGUAAAAUUGCUGUAACAAGAAUUCUGUCAGGAGUAGAUGAUAUUUCAAUAAAUGACACGAGAAACAGGAGAACCAUCCGAAAGGACAUUGAACUGUACAGUGAUGAGGAUGAAACAAACUGUGUAACACAAGGUGAUAAGCUUCGUGCUCUGAAAAGUAGAAGGCAGGCAAAAGCUCCAACUGCAUCUCCGCUAACAGUAAUUCUGCAGUCCAGUGUUCAGAAAACUAAAACCUCUGAACCUAGCAUUUCUGACAGUACAGACAUUACUAAAAGAACUACCAGGUCUGCUGCAAGAAAAAACAGUUUAAAAAGCAGCCAGUCCGUCCCAAGGACUAGAACAGUAUUGCGUUAAAUUUCAAAUAUAAGCAACCAGUGUUGAAGAGGAUAUUGAGGAACAAAGGGGAUAUGACAAGAGGUGACUUGAUGCAAUUCAAGGAAGAUUACUCUGGCUCCAUUUUUCAGCAAAAGUGAAACAGAAGUAUCUCUUCCGUACUUGUAGAAUAAAAUGAACUGUCAACAUGCUUGGUAGAGACUUUCCUAAUGUGCUAACACUUCCUCAAACGAAACCAACAAAAUCUGUGUACAUUUAGACUCAGGUGUAAAUACUUAAGCUCUCUAUUAUAAAGAGGGCUUGCUAGUAUGUAUGAUGCAUGUGUAUAAAUUGUGAUGGCAAUCACUUAGCUGCUGACCACCAGAAAUGAAAAGAUGGUGGGAGCUUUUAAAUAUAUAAAUCUGUGUUGUCUGUUCAGACUGGGCUCAAGUCUCCACUUGAGACUGAAAAUCAACCACAAAAGCUUUUUUCUUAUAGUAUUGGUACUCUCCUGUGUUAAUUGGCUAUUCUUUCUUAUUUUGUAUGAAGUUUUUUAUGAAGCCGCAGUAUUGAGUACACAAAGUAACUAUUGUCCACCAAAGAGUGCUUUAUUUUCAAAGGUUGUGUGGUUUGUUUAUUUUGAAAAAACUAACUAUAAGCAAUUAACUUGUUUUUAAUAGUAAUAGAUUUUUAGUUUUCACAACCAAUGGCUCUUUUAACUAGUUGUAAUUGCUUUAAAUCUGGUAUGAUUUUAAGGGGGAGGAAAAACAGAUUACCAUUUGAAGCAGUGCUGUCAUACUGAAAUGUCAUUACUGUUUCUUUUCCUAUCUUCAAGUCUUUUAGGAGAAACUUUAGAUUACCAUAUCUAAAAGGUAAGAAUUUUUCCCGGAUUUUAUUGGUACACUUGAUAACAUGUGGAUGUCGCUGUUUUUUAGCUUUGAGACACUUAAUGCGUGCAGCACACAAAAAAGGGAAGUUAAGCUUGCUGUACAACUGAGAUCGGUAGUGGAACUCGGGGGCAGGUAUAGUUUUUAACAUCUAAUUAACACUUUAAAAACUACAGCUUACCUCUGUAAAAAGCAGUGUAAUUUUUAGAGGAAUCUGUCUGAGACUGAAAUUUUCAUCCACUACAAGACUGUUUUCAAACACUGGCAGCGUUUUUUCCCUACCACUUCUCACAUUAUGAAAUCUCAAAGCUGGUUUUGCAGUGAUGUACCCUUGUCUGCCAACUGAAGUUUAUAGCUGCAUAUCCCUCAGAUGAGGACUGUUACCACAUAGCCUUAAAUAUGAUACGGUUAUCUGUUGAUUUAGUGACUCUUACAGUAGGAAGUAGAACAAAUGGAGAGAUCUGAAAUGUUAGCGAUGGAAUAACUGAAGUUUUUAAAGAUACAGAUUACCUCUGCAAGGGGGGAGAAUUUUCUUUUUAUGAAUGUAAACGGGUAGGUUCAGUGACUAGUUUCAAUCUACAUUCUUUUAAAUUAAAAUUAAGCUUUCUGUUAGGCUGAUGAUUUUUGAGUGCCAAUAUGAAUAGCCACAUACUGGCUUGAAAACAUUCUGUGGCAAAAGCAUCAUGAGUUGGAGGGGAAGCAGAAUGUGAAGUGUAAGUAAGCUUACAGGUAGCAUCUGUGAAUUUGGAUGGUCAAAAUUUGCAAAUAUGAAUACAAAGAAAACAGAAGAGGCUUGUAUGGUGCAGAAUAAAGGACCAUUGAGGCUCAGACCCCAAAUAUUUUUUGUUUUCCUCUUAAUCUUCACCCUCACCACCAUUUUCUUCUAGGUGAAAAAGCACCUAAAAGAGAGGGACAGAAUUCACCCUGAUACAGUGAUUAAAAACAAAAAAAAAAAAAACAAAUUUUAAAGUAAGCCACUUGCCCAAAAGCUGAAGUACCAGGUAAGCACAAUAGUAGGUAUAUUGUGCAAAUAUGAAUCUGUGUUUAUUUUUGAAGAAAAUUCUUAUCUUGGAAGGCAGAAGGGAUGAAACUAGUGACGUGAGAGGGUGAGAGUCAAAACAAGAAAGAUUCAGUAAUAUUUAUUGUGUUUGGCUUUGCCCUUCUCUCAGCUGAGCUUCCUCUUUUAGCGUCUUGUUUUUAACCUAAAAAUAGUCACUCUAUUUCACACCCCUUUCAAAUUCCAAAUUGGAAUUUGCCUUUUUCAAAGUAACCAGCAGAGCCAUUAGCACUUUCAGGUUCAUCAGAACUAAAUUUGCAUAAAACAAGUGCACAAACACACACAAUAGCAACUCUAGCUAAACCAAAACUGCAUGUUUGGCAUGAAUGUGUUUCAGGAUACCCCUUCCACCACCCAUUAUUGUAGUGAGAAACACAUAAAUGUCAAAGGGAUUUUACGUUUUAACUCUCCAAACAGCCUUAUAUGGAAAAUUAACUCAUUACCUCAUUGUGUCCCAUCUAAUUGUAUUGCUUAGUUUGUUCUUCUGAAUUUUAGUACUUUGUCUAGCAUUGUUAUUAUACCAUACCAAAGCUGUCUUAAGUACAAGAAUGAAGAGAGGGCCUGGGUGAGGGAGUCCUUGGUUUCUAAAUCUUUUUGGAAUUCUGAAGUAUUAUGUGCCAAAAUGGAAUGUGUGGUGGCAGCUGCAUCACCAUUGUACCACAGAGCAGCUGAAGGAAGUUACUUCUGCUGUCGUCAAUUAGGAGUUUUUCCUUAGAAAUUCUUUCCCCUCUUUCAAACACGUGACAGAUGGAUUCUCCCUUGAUCUCUUAUUUAAAGGUAUGCAACAUGCUCAAAAGCUGUAGUAUCUUGGGUCAAAUUGCUGGCUUCCAUUACAGCAUCAAUAACUUAAUUCAGAUGUUAACCCAGACCUUGUCUUUUUGCCUCAGUAUGACAACAGAGGAAGUGCUGCUGAUUUAAAACAAAAAAAUAAGAUUUGUGGAGACUCAUGCGUUAAAAUGGGGAAAAAAAAAAAAAAGAAAAAUGUGAUGUUCACCAGUUUGUUGCACUGCAGUUUUUAUAUUAAUGGUUUGCAGACUGUUUGUCUUGCGUAAACUCAUGUACAGACUAUCAAGAUCUAAAAUUUCUUGACUAAUCAGUACUGUUCAUCCUGAUUAUUUUUAAAUUGUAUAUUUCUAAUCAUAUUUUUUUAACUUGGAUUGACAGAAUGGGAGUUUAUUUUGCUGAAGGUAUUUUUAAGAUAAAGCUUCAUAUUAUCUUGUAAUAUUAAGUAGUUCAAUAUGCAUUUGUGUCUCAUUUGAAAAUACUGCAUAUUGUAUUUGAUUUUAUACAAAAUAUUGAAUAGUAAGAAUUGUAAACAUGAAUUGUGUAA